AUGGCGAAGAGGUAUUCGAAGAAUCGUGCGGCAGCGGCUCGGACGCGGGCCGCAGGGACGGUGACGACGACGAGCCAGAUGCAGCAGGGUAGGUUGCGUGUGUAUACGGAUGGCGCGUGCAGCGGGAACGGGUUCCGUGGCGCAGUUGCGGGGUGGGGCGUCUUCUUUCCCGACGGAGAGUUUGCAAACAUGUACGGACCGCUCCAAGGUGUGCCACAGACUAACCAACGCGCCGAACUCACCGCCAUCGUCAUGGCGCUCCGUGCCGCACUCACCUCCAUGGCCCCCGCUGUCGUGCUCUACACCGACAGCCAGUACUCCAUCAAGUGCCUCACCGUCUGGAUCCGUGGCUGGGUAAAAAACGGUUGGCGUAACUCUAAAGGAGAGCCAGUAGCUAACUCAGACCUCAUUCAGGACGCGAGCAAUUUGUUGGCGCAGCUCGGUAAGCGAAUGACUCUCCACCACGUGCGCGGCCACGUCAAUGACCCCAACAAUGACGAGGCGGACCGGUUGGCCAGACUCGGCGCGUCCGGUCGAGCCCAGCAAGAUAUAAUAGACCUCUCGCUCAACGAGAUUCCCUAG
Messenger RNA from Gregarina niphandrodes, 582 nucleotides. Its product is annotated as ribonuclease H. Gene Ontology annotation, molecular function: RNA-DNA hybrid ribonuclease activity; nucleic acid binding. Gene Ontology annotation, biological process: DNA replication, removal of RNA primer. The record is from RefSeq and is a predicted model, not a curated record. Lineage: Eukaryota; Apicomplexa; Conoidasida; Eugregarinorida; Gregarinidae. Bases 1 to 582 code for a protein of 193 amino acids. The transcript is spliced from 2 exons.